This is a messenger RNA of Anguilla anguilla (European eel), 3754 nucleotides long. Its product is annotated as alpha-(1,6)-fucosyltransferase. Gene Ontology annotation, molecular function: glycoprotein 6-alpha-L-fucosyltransferase activity; protein binding. Gene Ontology annotation, cellular component: Golgi cisterna membrane. Bases 54 to 1799 code for a protein of 581 amino acids. The record is from RefSeq and is a predicted model, not a curated record. The transcript is spliced from 9 exons. Gene Ontology annotation, biological process: protein N-linked glycosylation. NCBI's taxonomy places the organism in Eukaryota, Metazoa, Chordata, Actinopteri, Anguilliformes, Anguillidae.
CCCCCACUCCCCCUCCCCCUUUCCCCCGCCCCACCCCCGCCGGGGACAGAAACAUGCGCCCAUGGACGGGCUCCUGGAGGUGGAUCAUGCUGGUGCUGCUGGCCUGGGGCACCCUGCUCUUCUACAUCGGGGGUCACCUGGUGCGGGACAGCGAGCACCCCGACCGCUCCAGCCGGGAGCUCUCCAAAAUCCUGGCCAAGCUGGAGCGCCUCAAGCAGCAGAACGAGGACCUGCGGCGGAUGGCCGAGUCGCUCAGGGUACCCGAGGGCCAGGUGGAGGCGGACCCCGGGGCGGCCGGCAGACUCCACAGCCUGGAGGAGCAGCUGAUCCAGGCCAAGGAGCAGAUCAGCAGCUUCCAGAGACAGCCUGGAGACGCAGGUCCCGGGAAGAACCAGGAAGUCCUCCGGAGGAAGAUUGAGAAUGGCGUGAAGGAGCUGUGGUACUUUGUGCGCAGCGAGAUCAAGAAGCUGGGCCAGGUGGAGACGGGCGACCUGCAGAAGCACAUCGACACCCUGCUGCAGGACCUGGGACACCAGCAGAGGUCCAUCAUGACGGACCUGUACUACCUCAGCCAGGCCGACGGCGCCGGGGAGUGGAGGGAGAAGGAGGCCAAAGACCUGUCUGAGCUGGUGCAGAACCGGAUCACCUACCUACAGAACCCUAAGGACUGCAGCAAGGCGCAGAAGCUGGUGUGCAACAUCAACAAGGGCUGCGGCUACGGCUGCCAGCUGCACCACGUGGUGUACUGCUUCAUGAUCGCCUACGGCACGCACCGCACGCUCAUCCUGGAGUCGCAGAACUGGCGCUACGCCACCGGCGGCUGGGAGACCGUCUUCCGGCCCGUCAGCGAGUCCUGCACCGACCGCUCCGGCGCCUCCACCGGGCACUGGUCAGGUGAGGCCAACGAUCGGAAUGUCCAGGUCGUGGAGCUGCCCAUCGUUGACAGCUUGCACCCCCGGCCCCCCUACCUGCCGCUGGCCAUCCCCGAGGACCUGGCGGACCGCCUCCACCGUCUCCACGGCGACCCGUCCGUCUGGUGGGUCUCGCAGUUCGUCAAGUACCUGAUCCGCCCCCAGGCCUGGCUGGAGAAGGAGAUCCAGGAGGCCGCCGCCAAGAUGGGCUUCAAGCACCCCAUCAUCGGGGUGCACGUGCGGCGGACGGACAAGGUGGGGACGGAGGCAGCGUUCCACCCCAUCGAGGAGUACAUGGUGCACGUGGAGGACCACUUCCAGCACCUGGCCCGCCGCAUGCACGUGGACAAGAAGCGCGUCUACCUGGCCACCGAUGACCCCGCCCUGCUGCAGGAGGCCAAGGCCAAGUACCAGGAUUACGAGUUCAUCAGCGAUAACUCCAUCUCGUGGUCAGCCGGGCUGCACAACCGCUACACAGAAAACUCGCUGAGGGGCGUGAUCUUGGACAUCCACUUCCUGUCACAGACCAACUACCUGGUCUGCACCUUCUCCUCACAGGUGUGCCGCGUGGCGUACGAGAUCAUGCAGACGCUGCACCCGGACGCCUCGUCCUACUUCCACUCGCUGGACGACAUCUACUACUUCGGCGGGCAGAACGCGCACAACCAGAUAGCCAUAUACCCGCACCAGCCGCGGAGCGGCGAGGACAUCCCGCUGGAGCCCGGCGACGUCGUCGGCGUGGCCGGGAACCACUGGGACGGCUACUCCAAGGGCAUCAACCGCAAGAUGGGGCGCACGGGCCUGUACCCCUCGUACAAAGUGAAGGAGAAGGUGGAGACCGUGAAGUACCCCACGUACCCGGAGGCGGACAAGCUCCUGCACCUAUAGGGUGCCCCCCCCGGACCGCUCCACCGGCGGACUUGCCGGACUGUCGGCAGGGGGAGAGAGGAGGGGGACUGUGCCGUUUGUGAAGCGUGUGCGUGUGUGUCUGUCUGUAUGUGUGUGUGUGCGUGUGUGAGCGCGCGUGCACACCCAAGGAGCACAGACUCUUGACACCCUGCUCUGCCAGACCUGCUAAGCACUUCUCUCUCACCAGUGGUGGACCCCCCCCCCAGCCCCAGCCACCCAAUGACACUGGCCUUUUGUGGAGGGGGGAGGGCGGGGCGGGGCGGGGCGGGGCGGGUCACGAAAGAGUACAAAAACGAAUUUCGAAACGGAGACGGGGGAAACGAGUGCUAGCAACUGUCCGAUGAAAUGAAGGGAUUUCAAUCUCAGUUCUCUAUUUAAAAAAAACAAAAACAAAAAAGAGGAAAAAGCUACCACACUGAACUGUGAACAAAGCAGCUGGAAAUUCUCCUUUUCCUCCUGGGCUGUAACUGUCAUUUUUUUUGCCGCUCCCCGGCCCAAAAUGGCUCUCUCUCUCUCUCUCUUCUCACUUCCUUCCUGUCUGUCGCACCGAGUCCGCCCCGCCCACUCCUCCGCGGCUCGUCCUUCCCCCUUCGCUAUUAAUUUGCCGUUUCGCAAAACACCGCAUCGUGCUUUUUUUUCGAUGACUGAUCCCGUCGACUUUUUCGUUUCGUGCUGGCGGACCGCGCGCCGCGACGCGUACGCUUUUUGAGCGAGCGAGCGAGCGAGCGAGUCCCGAUCGCGGUGCCUACGAGAGUUCAAAAGGGUUUGGCUCGAUGGUGAGGGUGACGGAGGUGAGGUUCACUCCCCUUCUAUGAGCACAACGUAAAACUGCACUCCACAAACAUUAGUUCUAUUUUUAUUUACGUUUUUAUUAUUGUUAUUGUUAUUAUUAUUUGGUCUUGGCCAUUUUUUUUUAUUUGUGUUUUUUAUUUUUUAAUAUUUUGACCUUAAUAGAUUGUUAAGAUGAAAAAAAAAAAACAUUUCAAAUUAAACAAUAAUGAUCAAGAUAAUUUAAGAUUAUGCUAAUGAUGAUAAUAGUGUUAAAAAUAAUAAUGAUGACUAUUGAUCCUCUCCACAAGGUUUUCAGUCUGCCUUGAAGAGAUUUUUCGUAAUUCGUAUCUAAUUAAUGUCAUAAUCAAAUCCAUGGGCAUUUUCUUUAAUCGCAGUCGAUCAAAUAAAUUGGAUAAACCGGGUGCCAUUUUCGCUGUUUAACUGUAUGGCUUGGACGUUUCAGUCACACGGCACGAUUGAAGACCCCACCCCAAACCCCUCCCCCUCAACCCCCCCACCCCAGUCCGCCAUGUGUAGUUCCUCCGUGUUUCACUUCCUGUCUGUGGGAUGGCUGCCAUUUGGGUGGAGUCAUAUAUUUAAGUUCCCAGAACGCCCUGGGGCGGUGCGAGACCAGACCCUCGUGGUGAGGCCAGUUUAUCUCCAGAAAUUUGCACUGAAUGCCCUGUGUGUACCACAUGUCUUAAUGUUGUUGUUCUCAUGUUGUUCUGACAUCCCCGAGUGUCUGAAUCGGUUGUAUCAAUGCUUAUUAUAUAGAAUUAUAGAAUGGCUAGAUUAAGCAUUAGAGAAAAAAAAAAGGUGACUGACUUUUUUUUCCAUUUGUUACUUUUUUCAACUGUAAAAAAAAAAAAAAUGUAAGAUUCAAAAUGACACUACAAAUGCUAAAUUUCCUUUCUAAAAGCAUCCCACCCUCCCAAAAAAAAAAAAAAUGGUUCACUUGAAAAGUAUCUCAUGAAAUAAAAGCAAAGGCCCCCAGGGCUUCAAAAUAACAGGAGGGCUCUCGUUUCACAUUUCAUUAAAAGCACACAAAACCAAUAUGGCUUGUCUUUAGCAGCCAUUUAAAUGCAACAGUGGUUCAGUCAGUUAUUCUGUUUACUGGCCAUUGAGCAGUGUUUUCAAACAGAAUAAAUACAGUACAUGCCCCA